This is a messenger RNA of Candoia aspera, 5725 nucleotides long. RefSeq names its product ST14 transmembrane serine protease matriptase (gene ST14). The coding region runs from base 33 to 2594 and encodes 853 amino acids. The transcript has 19 exons. The record is from RefSeq and is a predicted model, not a curated record. Gene Ontology annotation, cellular component: membrane. NCBI's taxonomy places the organism in Eukaryota, Metazoa, Chordata, Lepidosauria, Squamata, Candoiidae. Gene Ontology annotation, biological process: proteolysis. Gene Ontology annotation, molecular function: serine-type endopeptidase activity; protein binding.
UCGAUACAUGAAGGCUCCCUAACCAGAGGAAGAUGAACAUUUAUCGCCCACCUUCGGGGGCCAAAGCGAAGGUCUCUCAUUCGGGCCUGAAAUACAGCAGCAAGACAGAGAACAUGAAUGGCCUUGAGGAAGGGGUGGAGUUCCUUCCCACCAUGAACACCAAGAAGCUUGAGAAGCGUGGUCCAAAACGUUGGGUGGUGGUGGUCACCAUUGUAUCCAUCUUCCUGUUCCUUUCUCUAUUGGUUGGGCUGCUGGUUUGGCACUUCGAAUACAGGAGUGCCCUUGUGCAGAAGCCAUACGAUGGCAGCGUGAGACUGAUAGGUGCUCGCUUCAUUGAUGCCUACGAGAAUUCCAGCUCUCCUGAAUUUGCUUGGCUGGCUAAAAAUACAAAGCAAAUGCUCUUGGGGAUCUAUGCAAACAAUGCGGAUGUUGGUCCCUUCCACAAAGAGACGGAGAUAAUGGCCUUCAGCGAGGGCAGUAUUAUUGCUUACUUCUUGUCAAAGUUUAGUGUUCCUAAAUACAAGGUGGAUGCUUUUGAUAAAGCCAUGGCAAAUCUCAAAAUUUUAAAACAAAUGGAAAUACCAAGACACCGGAAUCCAUGGUUUCGAGUUGAGUCUCUUGUUGCUUUUCCUUCUGAUCUGGAUAUGAUUAAAGCUUUAGAAGACAACAGCUGCAGGUAUGCCUUGCAUGCAAAAGAAGGGGUAGUGACCAGCUUUACCACACCAGGAUUUCCAAACAACCCUUACCCAUCCAAUGUGCGCUGCCUCUGGACACUGAGAGCUGAUGCCAACUCUGUCAUCAGUUUGACCUUCACCACAUUUGACGUGGAGCCAUGCAAGGAAAAGCGGGACUUUGUUGAGGUGUAUAACUCAUUGAGCCCUGUGGAAGCACACUCCUUGGUGAAGCUGUGUGGGAGCUUUGACUUUUCAUACAACCUAACUUUCAUCUCCUCUCAAAAUGUUCUGCUGGUGAUGUUAGCUACAGAUGCUAUUGGAAGGUAUCCUGGGUUCAAGGCAGAAUUCUUCCAGAUGCCAAAGAUGACAUCUUGUGGUGGAUUUUUGAAGGGCAUAUCAGGGAACUUUACCACUCCUUAUUACCCAGCCCACUAUCCUCCAAAUUUGGACUGUGUAUGGAAUAUAGAGGUGCCGAACGGCAAAAAUGUAAAGGUGCGCUUCAAUGCAUUCUACCUCGAGGAACCUGGUGUCCCACCCAACUCCUGCCCCAAAGAUUAUGUGGAGAUCAACGGUGUCAAGUAUUGUCAGCCAGGCAAGGUAUUUGUGGUAAUGAGUAAUACCAACAAAAUUACAGUUCGUUUCCAUUCGGAUGAAUCGCAUGUGGACAGUGGCUUUUCGGCUGAGUAUUUGUCCUAUGACUCCAGUGACCCUUGCCCAGGGAGAUUCACCUGUAAAAGCGGCCGCUGUGUUGACAGAAACAGGCGCUGCGAUGGGUGGUUGGACUGCCCGGAUGCCAGUGAUGAGAAAAACUGCAGUUGCACUGAGGAUCAAUUCAGAUGCCGGAAUGGUUGGUGCAAGCCGAAGUACUGGCUCUGUGACACUGUGAACGAUUGUGGAGACAACAGCGAUGAGCUGCAGUGCCAAUGCUCUGCCAAUAGCUUCAAGUGCAAUUCCGGCAAAUGCAUCCCAGAGCAGCAGAAAUGUGACAGAAAAGCCGACUGCGAAGACGGCAGCGACGAGGGGGACUGUGGCUCGGCUGUCGCCAUUUCCUGUAAAGAAUAUACAUACAAAUGCCGCAACGAUCUGUGUGUGAGCAAGAGGAAUCCAGAAUGUGAUGGAGAGGUGGACUGUAGCGACAAUUCAGACGAAGAGAAUUGCAACUGUGGCAUCCGUGCCUAUAGAAAGCAGUCCCGGAUUGUUGGUGGACAGGCCUCUGAUGUGGGCGAAUGGCCCUGGCAGAUUAGCUUGCACGUCAAGAAUGAAGGUCAUGUCUGUGGGGCUUCCUUGAUAUCGGACAAGUGGCUGGUCACAGCUGCCCACUGCUUUCUUGAAAAGAACUUCAUCAGAUAUAAAGAUCCCACACUGUGGACUGCCUUCAUGGGUCUUCAUGAUCAGGAGGACAGAUCAAAUAGCUAUGUUCAGAAACAGACUAUCAAGCAGAUCAUCUCCCACCCAUCCUUCAAUGACUUUACUUAUGACUAUGACAUUGCUGUGAUGGAGCUGUCAAGCCCAGUCUCUUUCUCCAAACAAGUCACGCCCAUCUGCUUGCCUGAUGCCUCCCAUGAAUUCCCUGCUGGAAAAGCCAUCUGGGUGACCGGAUGGGGAGCUACUCGGGAAAAUGGUGCUGGUGCCAGAAUUUUGCAGAAGGCAGAAAUCCGGGUGAUCAAUCAGACCAUGUGUGAUUCACUGCUGGCAAAUCAAAUGACUCCACGCAUGAUGUGUGUAGGAAUCCUGACUGGAGGAACUGAUGCUUGCCAGGGAGAUUCUGGAGGACCGCUUGUCAGUGUGGAAGUUAACAAUAGGAUGUUCUUGGCUGGUGUAGUCAGCUGGGGAGAUGGUUGCGCUCGCCGGAACAAGCCAGGAGUCUACACCCGAGUCACCAAGCUACGAGAUUGGAUCAGAGAAAAAACAGGGGUGUAGGUGGUUUCAGCAACUAGGAUUGUUCACACAUCUGCCCCCUCGCCCAGGUCUGCCAACUGGCCAUUGAAGAAGACUUUCCCACAUGAUGUGAAGGGAACCCUGUGUAAUAUGUUCAUUCCUUUUCUCGUUUUGUUCUUGUUUUCCUGGGGCUGCAUGGGGAAGGUUGGCUGGAUAGCAAAUGACCUCCUGAAAGAAAGGCAGAGACAUAGAACAUCCUCCCAAAGAAGACACCAAAGUAUGGAUUAAUUGUACAUGGAGAAUUGCCACGUUGAGGGCCCUCCAACUACUUCUUUCCAUGCUUCUGUCUCCUGAGACUACCGCAGCGUCUUCAUUUGAACAUGAACCCAUUCUUGACUGGCCUGGAGCUCCACAGCAUAUCUGGCCUCUGCACCCAGGUGUGCCAGGGAAGGUUGGAACAAGUCUGAGACAGGGUUGCACUGGCUCCUCUCUUCCCAAGUGCCAAACAGAUGGCAGUGGGAGGAAGGAAGAGUAAGCUGCCUGUUUAAAAAACAGAUUGCAGGUGUCUGGGCUUGGUGCCCCGUUCUUUUUCUUGUUGUGUCCGACACAAUCCCAUCUGUGAUUUUCCUGGUACCUAUAACUUCCCCCCCAAAAUUCCUUGUUAAGUGUAAAAUUAUGUUUGCUAUCCCAGUGUGCAAAUCUGUGGACCUCUUUCAGGGAAGUGGAUUAUUAUAACAAUUUCCAAUAUUGCUGUGUGAAUUGGUUUAGGGCUACAAUAUUGGGGCUGCAAAAGUGGGAUGACCACUAGAGGGGAGCAAAGGGAGCAAAAAACGCUGUCUUUUUGCUCAUAGCCUGUGGUCAUCUGGAUGUUUGUGGCACAGAUAUGGCAGCUGGUUAUUUGAUCACAUGGCUCCUUUUUCUUCCAUCCCCCUGAGUGAAUGUAUUUGUGCAGAAUUGUCCAUAAAAUGCAGCCUUGUUGCUUUGACAAGGUAAGCACUGAAGGUCCUACUUGGUCUGCAAUGGAAGAAGCGUUGAACCAGACCUUGCUGUUUCUUAGGGAAAUAUUUCCCAUCUCUCACUUCACUUCCUUUUUAUCAUAUACUCAUCAGAGAUACAAAGACUGGGGAAGAAAAACAGAAGUGGGGCAGCCAGGAAAUUUUUCCCUCUCUGAAUUUUUCAUCCACCGCCCCCCCCUUUACAUCUCGCAUUUUAGCAUCACUUAGAUUUGCAUCCCUCCUUUUCUAUCCGUAUGAGUCACUGGGAUAAAAAUUCUGACUGCAGCUUUCCUUGUAGGCAGAAGAAAGUCCCUACAACAGCUCUGUUGAUUAUUAGGUUGACUUUAAACCUCCAAGAUGCCUUUGGGGAUGAAACCUACAAUCAGGAAAUGAUUGCUUUUGCUCUUCUGUGCCUGACUGUAAAAGUCCAGCUGAAAUAUUCGGAACUUGUGGCCUUCUUGCCUCUUCCCAAAAUCCCUUUCAUAAAGAACAGUUGAUCAUGGACUUUUCCAACAAAUAAAAGCACAAUCCUUUCCAUGGUUGAUGGAGUGGGAAUGAGGGGAGAAAGUCGAAGUAGGUGUGUUGGAUCUCACAUACUUGCUUGCUUGGCUUUUGAAGAGCCAGCGCCUUCUAUCUAAGUGGGAACUUUAACCUCCUGAGCCAUCCCUUCAACAAAACGUAAUCUCCCGAAAGCACCUCUUGGCUCUUGUAAAAUGCUGCAUGUUCCAGAUAUCCUUCAGGCUUGUUCUCCAGAGCCUCUUGGAAGACAUUCUGGGAUUUGCAGACCCUUGGUAUUGUUGCUCCAAGGUUACAAGUGCAUUCACCAAAUCCAGUUUUAUCCAGAAGAUUUUAGUAGCUUUGUCCCUACUUAGUGGCCCCCAGAUAUGUUGGGCACCAAAAUAGGCUGACUGGGAAUUGCAAUGCCCAGUCACCUGGAGGGUGCUAGAAAGUCCAGCUUAGGACAGACAUUGAUAUGCAACAGAUAUAUCUGAGACACUGCACUUUUAAUUCAGUCCCUCUGCACCUUUUUACCUCAUUAGAAUGGGAUAGAUGUAGAGAGAUCUAUAGAAAAUAGUGUGUGUGUGUGUGUGUGCGUGUGCGUGUGCGUGUCCGUGCGUGUUGGUGUUUGUAUGGGUGAAUUAUUUCUUUUUCUGCCUCAUUUUGGGGCAGAUUGGCAUUACCACAAUGUGCCUUAAUGUACAGCCUUGUUUAAUCUAUAGUACUCUACGGCAUUUCUUUCUCCUUAGGUUCCCCUAGGAUUCUUUAUUGGUUAAUGGCUGGAAGUUAUGCUGGAAGACAGCCUUCUCCAGUCUGGGGUCCUCUGAAAGCCUUGGGUUAGCAUUCCCAUUCCUCCUAGCUAUUGGCCAAGCUGGUUAGGUGCUCUGGAAGUUGUAGUCCACUCCUUCUAGAGAGUGCCAAGUGGGUUGAUAUUUUAGCAUGUGGUGUCAAAUGCUGUUUUGCUUUGGUGUUGCUGGCUGCAUCAACAGAACUGGAGUCCUUUGAAUGAAAUAAGUGCCUCUGUCUACUUAGCCUUAGAAUGAAAAUAAAAAUGACAGUGACAUUAUUUAGGGAAUAAACACUACUUCUCCAGGCCAAUGGACAAGACUGUUGUAUUUCACUGUGUGAUUUGUCUUAUUUUUACAACUGUUGCUUCUCCAGGACAAUUAAUGAUCCUUUACUGCAAAACCUAGUGUUGCUUUGCACCUGCACCUGCAUUUGCUUCAGUGGUGGUCCAAAGUAUAGAUUGGGGAAAACUAAAUCAGUUCCUGAAGGGGUUGUUCCUCAAACAGAGGGCAAAAAUGGGAAAAGGUCCUUUUUUCCAUGUAAAAAAGGUAUUUAACGAUCUAGGAAAGUCUUCACUGUGCCCCAUUCUUUAAAAGCACAAAGCUACAGAAAGGGAUCAAUGCAGGACUAAUAAUUUAACUUUUAUUUUAUGUUAAAAGAAAGCUUUGCAAAAUUGUUUGAAAUGAGUUGACUCAAUUUUACUUCUGACUGUGUAUGUAUGUAAGAGUUGUAUCUUUUUUUAAAAAAUGCUGUAAAUAAUCUAAAUGAGAGAAAACUAUACCAAACCUAGUUCCUACCAAUACUUCUGCCCUUUUUAUUUUUAUUUGAAAUCUAAAUGAAAUUGAGAUGUCUGAUGAUUCUUCAUCUGUUAUUAAACCUGUUUUUUUAAAUGGA